Messenger RNA from Magnolia sinica, 1901 nucleotides. RefSeq lists its product as uncharacterized. Gene Ontology annotation, molecular function: RNA binding. The transcript is spliced from 5 exons. Lineage: Eukaryota; Viridiplantae; Streptophyta; Magnoliopsida; Magnoliales; Magnoliaceae. The record is from RefSeq and is a predicted model, not a curated record. Bases 111 to 1436 code for a protein of 441 amino acids.
GCUUGCUGUGAGAGAGAGAGAGAGAGGUUUUUUUUUUUUGCUUCGAUGGCUCUUAGAAAAUCUCAAGCGCUAAAAUCCCUCUUGUAUUCUCAUCUGAGAAUCGCCAUGCAAUGUUCCCAAACAUCCCUUUUCCAUCACAUCUGGAAUCCUCAUUGUGCAGUGGCCUGUCGGAUGUUUUGUGCAAGGUCUCCAAUCAUAAACCAGCCUUUAGGCUUCGUAAUGACGUGGGAAGUAUUAAUCUCAUGGGGUGCCUUUGGAUUCACACGUAUCAGCCAAGGAAUUUGGCGCAGGAAGCAGCAGAGCUGGGAAAGAAGACUGAAAAUGUGGUAGCUGUUGAUGAUGAUUCUAAUGUAAAAAUAAAGAGAAAAAAGUUGAAAGGUAAAAGGGCAGUGGUAAGAUGGCUCAAGUUUUUCAGAUACAAGAAGAAAAAGGAGUAUGAAAGAAUGACUGCAGAAGAAAAGAUAUUGUACAAAUUGAAGAAGGCUCGAAAAAAGGAGGACCGAUUUGUGCAGGCUUUAAAGAAGAUUGAACCUCCUGAUUCAUCUGAAACGACCCACGACCCAGAAAUAUUGACGCCGGAAGAGCACUUUUACUACCUCAAGAUGGGUCACAAGUCCAAGAACUAUGUUCCCAUUGGAAGGCGUGGGAUUUUUCAGGGGGUCAUUCUCAACAUGCAUUUGCACUGGAAGAAACAUCAAACUCUGAAGGUUGUGGUGAAGACAUUCACAGCAGAGGAGGUCCGAGAGCUUGCGGCUGAGUUGGCUAGAUUAAGCGGAGGAAUCGUGCUCGACAUACAUGAAGAGAACACGAUCAUCAUGUAUAGAGGAAAGAACUAUUCUCAGCCACCUACGGAGAUAAUGUCACCUAAAAUUACUCUCUCCAAGAGGAAGGCUUUAGACAAAUCCAAGUACCGAGAUGGUCUCCGAGCUCUCAGAAACUUCAUUCCUAGGCUUGAGCGGGAUCUCGAAGUACUUCAGGUGCGAGAAAAACAGGAGAGGGAAAAUAAAACUGAUGCCACAAGUGAAAAAUGCCAAGGCAAUGUUGACCUUGAUAGUUAUGGAGAAGUUUCUGAUCAAUUGGACUAUUCAGAUGGCUUUGGCAAGACAGUGAGUGGAAAUGAUGAUUCUUUGGAGGAUGAUUCCAUGACGGAGUCGGGUACAUUGUCAGAUUCAGAAGCUCUAUCGGAUAUUUUUGAGACAGACUCAGGUGGGGAUGAGGGAGAGAAGGCAGAAUGCCCUCUUUAUUUGGAUGAGUUUGAAAGGUUUCCGAUGGACCAUGGACAGGAGCCGGAGGAUUUCGAGGAGCAUCUGCGUCAAAUUUCUAUCAAUGCCAAGAAGGCCAGUUCAUCAGGGAAAGAUGUUGAAUUGUCGGACCUGGAUGAGGUUGACAGGAUGUUCUUACGUGCGGGUUCGUUGUUGAGGAAAAAGAGAAAAUAAUUUUUUUUAAGGUACCCGAAAACUUCAGUAGCAAUUCUUACGGUUUCCUGAAAAUUAGAGUUGUAUCACUGGGGCUUUCUGCCAUAAAAGAUGGUAACCCAAAUUAGCAGAAUUUUGAUUGGACUUCCAAUGACCAAGGUUCAAGUGACCCAGGAGAAUCUGAACCAAUAGAGCAUGAAAUGGAAGUUGAUACUCAUGGUGAGGAUUCCUUUGGGACUGAAGUUUGCUUAUUCAGGUGAAAUGACCUAUCCAGAAACUGAAAUCUAAUCAGACGGUGAAGAAAGCUCCAGACUUCCAGCAAGGUUGCGGCCGUCAGCCUUACAUUCCUCUUAAGUGGUGGAAAAGAAAAAAAUCCAGACCUCUGAUGCUGGGAAUUUGCAGUGUAUCAUAUUCCAGAUUUUGCAAUACUAAUUUUGUUAUACAAUAAUCGAGCGAUCUACAAGGAAAGAUUUUUUUUGUUCCUCC